This is a messenger RNA of Gaeumannomyces tritici R3-111a-1, 1414 nucleotides long. RefSeq lists its product as hypothetical. Bases 1 to 1254 code for a protein of 417 amino acids. The record is from RefSeq and is a predicted model, not a curated record. Lineage: Eukaryota; Fungi; Ascomycota; Sordariomycetes; Magnaporthales; Magnaporthaceae. The transcript has 3 exons.
AUGGAAUCGACGGAACAUGAGCCCAAUUCUUGGGGGAGUCAAACGGACGAGUUGGUUUCCCAAAUCCUGUCCAAAAGCAGGCCGCCCACGGGCGAAGAUGCAUACUUCCUAAGCGGAGAGGAAGCAGCCCAACGUGCAGAGUUUGGAUCGGUCGACGUACCUAUUUUCACGCAAGGCCAGCAGCGAUUCCAGUGGAAGGGGAAGGACCGCCCAAUUUCACAGCUGUUCUAUCACAUGGAAGACCUUGGCCUCGAUCGGACUGUGUCCGUUCAGGUGCCCUUUCGCAGUUCGCUUAAGGAGUUUUCGGAGCGUAGGACGCUUUUCCAAGUCCGAAACCGGUUUCUUAGCCAGGGGUUAACAAGCGACCCCUGGAACCUUCUCGAUCUGCAGGGUUCAUUGCCUUCGACCCUGCCGUCUUUUUUGGAAGGCGACAACUGCCAACUUCUCCUCCGAAUGCGCGAUGCCAUUCUAAUGGGCAACGACGCUCAAAGGAUAGCAGCAUCUGGAGAAGAUUGGAACACAUGGCGCAACGUCGUAAAAUGGGCACUCCUAUCUGAAGGAGGACAUAACACGGCGCCGCAUAUGGAUAGUCACGGCUAUUCAACCUGGAUUACGGCCCAAGAAGGAAACAUUGGCUUUGGAUGGAUGUCGCGCCCAAGUCAGCAGGAAGAAGAUGAAUGGAUAGCCAAUCCGCAUGGCUAUACCGGGGGUGAAUGGAGAUACGUCCUUUUCUCACCGGGGCAUACGGUGUUUUUCCCCUCUGGCACGAUCCACUUCGUUUUCAGGGUGCAAGGAGUACAGACAUUUGCGCUGGGCGGCCACGUCCUUCAAUGGUCUGGCAUUGAGCGGUGGCUUAGAGUGGUCGUCGCUCAAUUGAAAAACCCGGAAAUCACCAACGAGGACAUGGCAUCGAGUGCGCCAAAGUACGUUCAAGUCGUUAAGCGACUUGUUGCAAACAGGAUGAAGGCUGGCCGGGUGGAAGAGAUGGGCGGUCGAGAUGCAGUCGCCAGACUGUCCGCCUUACUAAAGAUCUCGUUCAUUCGAUCCCUUGUCAGCCUCCUAGGCGUCUGCUGCCGACAUGUGCCCCAAAACGUUCCGCUGAAGUUUGAGCCAGGGUACCGGGCCGCUUCGGAACUGGGCAGGGUCUUCCGGGCCAUAUACGGGCUUUGGGUGUGGGUCAAGUGGUAUCCGCCGCCGCCGCCGCUGCUGCUGCUGCCGCUGGUGUUACGCGUUCAACAUCGCACCCACUGCUAACGCUCCGGGUAGAAAAGUGUUAGCCAUGACAGUAAUAAGCGUCCGUAGCAUAAGGUGAAUAGGGCCAAUCCCUUAUGCCCAUUAUAUAUGUAGAUAGAUCAUCUCUUCUGGUAUUAACGGACGGUUGGACGCUAUGCGCAGAACAGGUUGACAGAAAAUC